Molecule: messenger RNA, 4149 nt
Organism: Arachis ipaensis
Lineage: Eukaryota; Viridiplantae; Streptophyta; Magnoliopsida; Fabales; Fabaceae
Source: RefSeq, a predicted model, not a curated record
UUCUUUCUCCCUUUCUCCCUCCCUUUCUUUCUUUCAGUCAGAGAAAUCACCCAAACCCAACCACAAAACCCUAGCACUGUAAGCCUACACCACCGCCACAAGGAGUGGCAUACUGCCGCCGUCCGUCGCACUCAAAGUUCGCCAUCCGUCAUCUAGCUUCCAUCGUGCUCCAAAUCUUCAACCCCUGUUCGCUGUCACCGAUCGCGCUUGCUUCCUCGAGCUCGGCGUCCGUCGUCUUUGUCUGCUCAGCCGCGCUUCCGUCGCCGUUUGUUUGCCGUUCACGUUCGCGUCUUCGUUCGCGUUCUUCGCCAUUCGCGUUCGCUCGGCGUUCACCGUUCGCGUUCACUCGCUGUUCACCGUUCGAGUUCGCGUUCGUCUGGAAGCCACGUUGCUCUGCUUCAAACUCUGCCACCAACCCGCGCGCUCCACUCAGCCGUCGAACUGCUCUCUUUUGUCCCCGCUUUUUCAGAACCUUGGAAAAAAUUUAGAAGGAAGAAGAGAAGACCCAAGCACCCCCUUUCUUUUACUCUCUGAAAUGGUGAAACCUAACCCUAAGCCCAGCUAGCCACCAUCACCAUCCCUCAUCGCCGAACUCUUCUCCUCUUGUAGAGGGCGCUGUCGCCGCCGGCGGGGACAAAACGUGAGUGCCGUCACACUCUUCUCAUCACAUCGCCGAACUCUUCUCAGUUCUCAUCGCUCAUCUACUCGUCACCAUCACACGAAGGAUGCGUUGACCCGGUGGCGUCGCCGUUGCGAAGGUUGCUGGGUCGGUCGUCGUCUCUUCGAGCUCUGUGUGUGUCCGAGGCCAACAUCCCUCUUCGUUGUUCAUUGUUGUUAACAGGGCUGGAUUGUUGUUAUUUUGUUUUGACUUUUAGGUUAAUUAUGGUUGAUUAUUGAAUUUUCUGAAAUGUUGCUGAUUAUGAGAAAUGAAUGAUGAUGUUGCUAAUUUUCUGAUGGUCUUGUUUAAUUCUGAGUUGCUGAGUUAGGUUUAAUUGUGAGUUGCUGGAUUUAAAUUUGAGUUGUUGAGUUAAUAAUAAUGAUUUUGUUAAUGUUUGCUUAGUGAGUUGCUGAUUUUCUGAAAUGAUGAUGCUGAUUAUGGGAAAUGAAUGAUGUUGUUGCUGAUUUUCUGAUGGUCUUGUUUAAUUCUAAGUUGCUGAGUUAGGUUUAAGUUUGAGUUGCUAAGUUAAUAAUAAUGAUUUUGUUAAUGUUUGUUUAUUUUGAGUUGCUGAUUUUCUGAAAUGAUGUUGCUGAUUAUGGGAAAUGAAUGAUGUUGUUGCUGAUUUUUUGAUGGUCUUGUUUAAUUCUGAGUUACUGAGUUAGGUUUAAUUAUGAGUUGCAGGGUUUAAGUUUGAGUUGCUGAGUUAAUAAUAAUGAUUUUAUUAAUGUCUGCUUUUUUCUGAGUUGCUGAUUUUUUGAAAUGUUGCUGAUUAUGGGAAAUGAAUGAUGUUGUUGCUGAUUUUCUUAUGGUUAAAUUUUUUUUGGCUGCUGAUUUUCUGAUGGUUAAAUUUUUUUGGCUGUAUGUUGAACAUUAUGUUUGUCAUUUAUUGUGCGAUUUGAUUUACUUUAAUUAUAAACUUUGAUGUUUGAUGUUGUUUAUGAACUUUUAUUGAUAAAUUAUUGAUAAUUUAUUAGGUGAAAUUGUGAAAUUUUAAAUUUUAUUAGGUUAAAAAUUAUUAAAUUUAAAUAUUUGGACUUAUAUGUUGAAUUUUUAAUAAUUUUAUUUAAUAUUUAAUUAAAUCGGUUGAACUUCGGUUGAAUUCCGGUUGAGCCAUUAAACCAAUGAACCAAUCACUUUACCGGUUCAUUGACCGGUUCGGUUCUCGCAACCUAAGUGACAAGAGGCAUUUUGGAUAUCAUUGAGAACUUGCAACUGAUUUGUGUAGCAUACACACUUCACAUGAGGAAUAAAAUUAGUACCUAUAUAAACUUGAAGUCUUGAUGGUGGCUACUUAUAUGAUUAAGGAUUAUAGGAACAAAGUUGAAUCUGAGUUGACUGAUAUCUGCACUGAUAUCAUGGUUCUUAUUGAUGAACACCUUGUUCCAUCUUGUUCUGGUGGUGUACCUAGUGUCUUCUUUUAUAAGUUGAAGGGGAACUAUUAUGGCCGAAAUCAAGUAUGGUGAUAAGAGAAAAGAGGCUGCUGAUCAGUCCUUGAAAGCAUCUCAGUAAUUCAUUCAUUAAACCAGAGAGGUAGCAUAUUUCACUUCAAAGUUUCUCCAAGACGGAAGCCUCUGCUCAGAUGGGUAUACUGAAGUGUCUGGGACUGCCCAGGCAUCAGGUUUUCACGGCCAAAAAGUAUCUUAAUGUAUCGAGCUUCUCCUGUCUUCACACAGAACAAAAUUCCUCAGUGGAAGCUCUCUCACAAGAUGAGGAUGUGGUGAUUGCUUUGGGAAGUAAUGUAGGUAAUAGGGUUCAUAACUUCAAGGAAGCCUUGAAAAUGAUGAAGAAGUCAGGCAUACAGGUCACAAGGCAUGCUUGUUUGUAUGAGACAGCACCAGCAUACAUUACUGAUCAACCUUGCUUUAUCAACUCUGCAGUUAGAGCUGUUACUAAACUAGGUCCACAUGAAUUAUUGGCUGCGCUCAAAAGAAUUGAGAAGAACCUCGGGCGAACCGAUGGAAUAAGGUAUGGUCCAAGGCCAAUCGACUUAGACAUUUUAUUCUACGGUAAAUAUAAAGUCAGGUCUGAUAUUCUCAAUAUACCUCAUGAAAGAAUUUGGGAGCGGCCUUUUGUUAUCGCCCCUUUGGUGGAUUUACUGGGAUCAGCUAUUGACAAUGAUACAGUUGCUAGUUGGCAUUCAUUUUCGAGCCAUUCUGGUGGACUAUAUGAAUUAUGGGAAAAAUUAGGCGGGGAAUCGCUUAUUGGACAGGAUGGUAUAUGUAGGGUAAUGCCUGUUGCAAAUGGCUUACUUGAUUGGUCCUUGAGAACUUCCGUUAUGGGCAUCCUUAAUUUGACCCCAGAUAGUUUUAGUGAUGGGGGGAAUUUCCAGUCUGUGGAAUCUGCUGUAUCGCAAGUUCGAUUAAUGAUUUCAGAGGGAGCAGAUAUAAUUGAUAUUGGUGCUCAGUCUACGCGACCAAAGGCAUCUAGGAUCUCUGUUGAAGAAGAAUUAAGUAGAUUAAUCCCUGUCCUAGAAGCUGUAAAGUCAAUGCCCGAGUUAGAGGGAAAGCUCAUAUCUGUUGAUACUUUCUACUCAGAUGUUGCUUCAGAAGCAGUUAGUAGAGGGGCUCAUCUUAUAAAUGAUGUAUCUGCAGGGCAGUUAGAUCCUAAUAUGUUCAAGGUCAUUGCAGAUCUAGAUGUUCCUUAUGUUGCGAUGCAUAUGAGGGGGGACCCAUGCACUAUGCAGAGCAGUGAAAACCUGAAAUAUGAUGAUGUUUGCAAGGAGGUGUCCUCCGAGUUAUAUUCAAGGGUUAGGCAGGCAGAACUGUCAGGAAUCCCAGCAUGGAGGAUCAUUAUUGACCCUGGUAUCGGAUUCUCAAAAAAAACUGAAGACAAUUUGGAUAUCCUCACAGGACUUCCUGCUAUCCGAGCUAAGAUUGCCAAGAGUAGCUUUGCCAUCUCUCGUGCUCCUAUACUUAUUGGACCCUCAAGAAAGAGAUUUCUAGGUGACAUUUGUUCCAGACCUUCUGCUGUUGAGAGGGAUCCUGCUACCAUUGCUUCUAUAACAGCGGGUGUUCUGGCUGGAGCUAACAUUGUUAGGGUGCAUAAUGUCAAAGAUAAUUGUGAUGCUGUGAAGCUUUGCGAUGCAAUUCUAAAACAUAAACGUUCUGCCAUGGAAUCUAGACAAUGAAUUUGUCACCAACUCUGAUGCUGAAUUCUUCUAUACAUUGACUUGGCUUUAUGCAACAAAGCCAUUGCUGAUUUUGUUUGCCAUGUCACUCGCAUCUAAAGGUCAUGUAAAACACUGACAUGUUGCCAGUGCUGACUGGAGCAGAGAAGCAUGGAGUACAAUUAAUGAAAGUGUAUGUCAAAUGGGAAUAAUGCUUACACACCCAAAAUAAUCAGCAUGUCCUUACCAGUGUUGAAUAAACUUUGAGUAUUGCGUUUUUUCUUUUUCAGAACAGAAAAAGUCCACCAAUAAAAAUUUAUUAUGUGCAUUAUCUUCACUCUUGACCCAAUUCUAUUCAACUAAGAAAUUCCCACAAACCUUGGUC